Lacerta agilis (Sand lizard) is the source of this 820-nucleotide messenger RNA. It is a transcript of the gene GPX8, whose product is annotated as glutathione peroxidase 8 (putative). Gene Ontology annotation, molecular function: glutathione peroxidase activity. Bases 46 to 690 code for a protein of 214 amino acids. The record is from RefSeq and is a predicted model, not a curated record. The transcript has 3 exons. Gene Ontology annotation, biological process: response to oxidative stress. NCBI's taxonomy places the organism in Eukaryota, Metazoa, Chordata, Lepidosauria, Squamata, Lacertidae.
CUUCACAUUCCAGGCCUGCUGAGACUUCCCCCAAAAUCCUCCAAAAUGGAGCCGCCUCUGCCUCUGCCUCUGACAGCGUAUCCUUUGAAAAGCUCCAGGCUGAAAACCAGGAUUUUAAUCAUUUUCUUCUCUAUGGUUUUGUUCACAGCCAUACUGGGCCUGCUGCAACUUAAGUACUUAAAGCCCAAAGCCAAAGACUUUUAUUCCUUUGAAGUGAUGGAUCCGAAAGGCAGGACCGUUUCGUUGGAGAAAUACAGAGGCAAAGCAUCUCUGGUUGUUAACGUGGCUAGUUACUGCCAGCACACAGAAAAAAAUUACAUCAUGCUUCAGGAACUGCAUAGGGAGUUCGGACCAUCCCACUUCACAGUGCUAGCCUUCCCCUGUAAUCAGUAUGGGGAAACGGAGCCAGACACAAGCAGGCAGAUCGCAUAUCUUGCAAAAUCAAAUUAUGGAGUAACUUUCCCCAUUUUCAAGAAAAUAAAGAUUCUAGGAACUGAAGCAUCGCCGGCAUUUCAAUUUCUAAUAGAUUCCUCCAAAGCUAUGCCUCGGUGGAAUUUCUGGAAGUAUCUCAUCAGCCCAGAUGGGAAAGUUGUGAAGUUCUGGAGACCUGAAGAGCCCAUAGAAAGCAUCAAGCCAGAAAUAGCUGCUCUGGUUAGGCAGAUCAUUAUGAAAAAGAGAGAAGACCUCUGACAAAGCUGGUGUGCCUUUUGGAUUCCACAGGGCAACAUCUCUCCUCGGCCCUUAGUACAUUCCUGCUUAAUAAUGGUAAAAGAUGGACAAGCAGUGGUUUUUCUUACUGGAUAAAAUUUUGGUAGCUUUU